Messenger RNA from Uranotaenia lowii, 2831 nucleotides. RefSeq names its product UDP-glucosyltransferase 2-like. NCBI's taxonomy places the organism in Eukaryota, Metazoa, Arthropoda, Insecta, Diptera, Culicidae. The record is from RefSeq and is a predicted model, not a curated record. Bases 1007 to 2593 code for a protein of 528 amino acids. The transcript is spliced from 5 exons. Gene Ontology annotation, molecular function: UDP-glycosyltransferase activity.
UCCAAGUUCAAAACACAUUGCCACCGGAUGGUUCGGCCUCAGUUUUCAAUCGAAACUCGACCAGUAAACAUCCUACCCACUUUUUUGAAGGAGAGCUCGCGCGCACGCGAACGAUCAAGCAAGCAAGUUCAGCAAACCUUGAGUGAACUUAUUUAGUCCGUUAGUGUCCGUUUGAUCUGAGAGUGGUUUUGUGGCCCCAAAAAAGGAAACCGGCCAUCUGUGUGAAACCAGCUGAUUAGACCGGAUACUCCGAGGAGCUUGGUGGAGUUGAAAGUUUAGUGCCUUGAAAAGUGCGUUUAGAGAUUACGUGUGGAAUCAGUAAAAUUUCGCGAAAAUUUUCGGGUGUAAUUCGAAGAAUAAAUAAAGCAAGAAAGAUAGACUUCGUUGAGGAAGAUUCCUCAACACAAAACAGUGACGAUCCAGAAGAUCAGCGCACAAAGAAAUCCUGAAACGUUUUAAGAGCUGCUUAGCAUCACAAAAAGACGCGUCACAGAAGAUUAUAGUCGUCGCGGUUAUUCAGUGUGUGUGAUUUGUUGGUUUGCAAAUUUUUGUGAAAAAAAAGUUGAAACUAUACAACCGUCCGACAAUCAGUGCAAAACGUGACAAUCAAUUGAAGUGAGAGAACAUCGCAUCUCGUCACCAGUCACCAGAAAUAGUGGAGGCAGGCACCCUCUAUAGUCGUGAUUGUGCGCCAAUUGAAAUGGACCAGAUUUAAAUUCUCGGCUCAGAAGGAAGUGUCCGAGACGUUACAAAUUCUUUAACGACCAAUUGGCUAGGUGGGAAGAAGUGAUCUCGCAAAGUUGACGCGACUGAUAAUUUAAUUUCGCGAACGAAAAAAAACCAACGAUUUUUCGCAAUUCGCGCGUAAAUUGGUUCGGGGGCAGGUCAGAAAGAUCAAAUUCGUUUUACCCCGUUCUACGAAAGUAGAGAGAGAGUGUGUGAAAAGUGUGUUAUAAUAUAACACCGUUCGUGUCGUGUCAGUUGAAUCAGGUUCUUCCAAGAAGUCAUGGCGGCGAGCGUUUUGAUUAAGGUGACAUUUGCAUGCAUCGUGCUGCUCAAGUGCAUUGACGGGGCGAAAAUUCUUGCAGUGUUUCCGGUUCCAUUCAAAGAACACCAGCUCGUGUAUAGACCUUUGAUAGAGCAGCUUGCAAAUAAGGGUCACGACAUCACGCUGCUAACGACGGAUCCUAUCGAUCUGCGUGUGGCCGGAAAUGGAACUUUGGUGGAACGGAUCCAUCAAAUAGAUCUUAGUUUUGUGUAUAAUCUUCCGGUCCUCGACGACCUCGGUAUAACGACACUUGACGAAAAGGAUAUGCUACGAAAUGUGUUCAAUGUUAUGCGAAGAAUAUCGGAUGCCGAACUUCAGCACCCACUGGUUCAGGAGCUGAUUUGGGGUGGGGCCAAAUUCGAUCUCGUCAUGGUGGAAUGGUCCGGACCAACUCUGAUGAACGCCUUUGCCGAGCAUUUCCACGCUCCACUGGUGGGAAUUUCCAAUACCGGUGCCUUUAUUAACGCCCACGAAGCUCUCGGCAACCCAAACCAUCCUAUUGGUUACCCUAGUGUUUUCAUGCCAUUCACCGAGGAUCUCAGCCUGCCGCAGAGGAUUUCCAGCGUAAUCUUCACCGUUUGGUAUCGCUUCUACUACUACACGGAAGAGAUUCCGCUGCAGAAUUUGAUUGCGAGUAAACAUUUCGGUCCCUCCAUUCCGGAUUUGUUCGACAUCGAACGGGGAGCAGAUCUGCUGCUUAUCAACGCGUACCAAGCUUUGGGAAAUGUUCGACCAGUUGGACCAACUACCGUUUAUUUGGGAGGAAUCCACCGGAAGCGUAGUUUGCCGUCUUCCAAAUCGGAACUAUCCGUCGAGCUGGAACACUUCCUGAAACAUUCGGAUGAACCGAUUGUGUAUGUGAAUUUGGAUCUGGAUCCGGUAGUCGAUCACUACAGGGUGGAUAAGAUCAUCAAAGCACUGGAACGGCUCCAAACCACGGUCGUUUGGAACUGGAACCAGGGACAGCUAGUUAAUACCAGCGCCAGAAUCUUCCAAGCCUACAAUCUGCCACAGGAGGAAAUACUCGCCCACCCGAAGGUGAAGCUCUUCAUCACCGGAGGCGGUCAGCGGAACAUCGAAGACGCAAUCCACCAUCGGGUUCCGGUACUGGGCAUUAGCUAUUCGAGCUCACUCGAACACUAUCUGCGGCAGAUCGCCAAAAACGAAGCCGGCAUCAUAUCGCUGAUCGACUUCGAAACGCAGGCCACCAUCAUCGAGAAGCUGCAGGAUGUGUUCGAGAUGGAAAGAUACCAAUCCAACAUGCAGCGACUGGCUCAACUUUUGGCCGAUCAACCGAUGAGUUCCCUGGACCGGGCAACCUGGUGGAUCGAGUACGUGAUCCGGAAUCAGGGAACUUCGCACCUGCGAACGCCGACAAUCUCGUGGUUCCAGUACCUGAUGCUGGAUGUGACACUGACGAUCGCGGCCCUCAUCACCCUGGCAACCCUAGCCGUUUGUUACGUUAUCUGUCGGGCGGUGCGUUAUUCGCGUAGUCUUCCGUUCGAAAUGGUAACACGUGGUAGCCGCAAGUGCAAACGGUCGUAAGCGAGCUGUUGCCUACCGAUAGGCGUUUUAGAAAUAAGCGCUACUUUUCGUAGCGUUUCAGUUUUAGGUGACGAAUGAAAGUGUCCGUAGAAUGGGGCUGAGCCCAACCGGGAAUGAUUGGUUGACUGAGUGGAAAGCCGUUAUUUGAAUAUUAAACUUGUCACUUUAUUUGUAAGUCGAAUAGUUACUAAACAACCUACUGUUAAAAAACCUUCAUGUGAUACUAGUUUUAAGAAAG